This is a messenger RNA of Limanda limanda (common dab), 3031 nucleotides long. Its product is annotated as cell cycle control protein 50A-like. NCBI's taxonomy places the organism in Eukaryota, Metazoa, Chordata, Actinopteri, Pleuronectiformes, Pleuronectidae. Bases 210 to 1322 code for a protein of 370 amino acids. Gene Ontology annotation, cellular component: plasma membrane; endoplasmic reticulum; Golgi apparatus. Gene Ontology annotation, biological process: phospholipid translocation. The record is from RefSeq and is a predicted model, not a curated record. The transcript is spliced from 7 exons.
UAGGCUAGGGCGCUUCCGGCUUCUUCCUCUGGGCAUGAGAUUAACCGGAGAGACCAACAUUACAACAAGUGGGGAUUUGAGCCAGACGCGGGGGGGUUUCGCUCCUCAGACAGUUCCACCAUCUACCUCAUCGUGUCGUCUCUGGUUUCACCGAGGAGCCGUCGAGCGUCGGCUAGAGAGGAUCACCGGGCUCCGAGUGGAUCGCAGGCAUGAUGGCGUCCAGCUACAACGCCAAGGAGGAGGACGGGCACGUCCCCGGCGCCGCCGGCCACGGCGGAGCGGCGGAGGCGAAGAGCAAGAAGCCGGACAACACGGCGUUCAAGCAGCAGAGGCUUCCGGCCUGGCAGCCCAUCCUGACGGCGGGCACCGUGCUUCCGGCCUUCUUCGUUAUCGGCCUCAUCUUCAUCCCCACCGGCAUCGGCCUGUUCGUCACAUCCAACAACAUCAAGGAGUUCGAGAUUGAUUACACCGGUGUGAACAGCGACAGUCCUUGCUACAGCUGUGCCACUAACGUCAGCUGGAACAACACAACACCAUGUCUCUGCUCUCUGAACUUCACCCUGAAUCAGCCCUUUGAGAGCAAUGUCUAUAUGUACUACGGCUUAUCCAACUUCUAUCAGAACCACAGACGCUACGUGAAGUCCAGGGAUGACAGCCAGUUGUAUGGUGACCCCAAUGCUCUGAAGAGCCCCAGCAAAGAAUGUGAGCCGUACCGUAUGAGUGGUGCACAGCCCAUCGCCCCGUGUGGGGCCAUCGCCAACAGCCUUUUCAACGACACUCUGGAGCUGUAUCAUAUUGAAGUCAAUGGCACAAGAAAUCUAAUUCCUCUGGUGAAGAAAGGAAUCGCUUGGUGGACAGACAAGCAUGUGAAGUUCAGGAAUCCCGAUGGAGACAACAACCUCACUGUAGCAUUCCAAGGGACAAGUAAGCCAGUGAACUGGAGGAAGCCAGUGUAUGAGUUGGACCCAUCAGAUCCUGAAAACAACGGCUUCAUCAACGAGGACUUCAUUGUGUGGAUGCGCACGGCUGCGUUGCCCACCUUCCGCAAGCUGUACCGCAUCAUCCAGAAGAAGUCCGGCUCCACCCCCACUCUACCCAGUGGCAACUACAUCUUGAACAUUGCUUACAAUUACCCUGUGACCAGCUUUGACGGUCGCAAGCGAAUGAUCCUGAGCACCAUCUCCUGGAUGGGGGGGAAGAACCCCUUCCUGGGUAUCGCCUACAUCACAGUGGGCUCCAUCUGCUUCUUCCUGGGUGUGGUUCUGCUCAUCAUCCACCAUAAAUAUGACACCCGCAACAGCAGUGGAGAUAUCCCAAACUAAACGAUUCUUCUGUUCUCUGUGCAUGCACGUGGGGCCCUGUGGGGUCCGUUCAGGACUGCUUGUUGAACUUCUUUUUUAGUGUGAAUACACUGUUCUCUGUGAUUGUCUGUCGCGUCUUUGUUGAAGGACAGAAGCGUCUUCGGUCUCAUCAAAAGCUGUGUUUAGGGUUAUUUUAAAAUGAAGACGCUAGAGUCUGUGUCUUUGUGCAUUAAGCUUUAAGUUGGCGCCUGCGAUCGUCAUUGCCCGUCCUUUACUUCUUUUUUUAUUCUUUUAUUUAUCUAUAAAUCUAUAAAGUGUCUAUUUUAGCAUCGCUUUGCAAAUGGCUUAAUUAUUGAAGGAUGUAUGUAUUUUUAAAGUGAUUGUCUGUUCUAUUUACCAUUAUAUGUCCUGCUGAUGAAUGUACCGUUCUAUUUUAUUGACAAACCUCUGAUGUGACCUUGACUAGAGGAUGGGAUGAACAUUGCUUGCAUGCUGGUAACUAUGAUAAGCAUUGCUGUUUAACAAGACCUACUUUACUCUUGCAGAGUCAGAGAACAUUUAUAAUUAAUACCAACCAAUCUACCCCCUCUGUGACUGGACGUAUAAGAGAAUGUGCCCGUAAUAUUCUGUAUUUAAUUAUAAGAAAUACUCUGAUACAAUCUAAUUCUUAUUAAUGAUCGAAACAUGAUUCUUUACAACUACAUAUCCAGUAUUCUCCUUUUAGAAGCACCUCUUGCUGAUCAGAGCACAACAUUAUAUUUUGGUUUUUACAUUUAGGUGAGUAAAAAUAUCCUGCGUUCUCCGAUGUUGACCAAAUUAUACUUAAUGCACUUUAAAAGUGUCACAUCUGUUAGUUUUCCUCUUGUUUUCACUCCAUCUUCUGUCAUUCUGAUGCGCUGUUGGUUAGUAAAUGAUUCGUUAACUGUUUAAACUCACAAGUUAUCGGUUUUUAUAAGGUUUAUAGGGUCCAAUUUAACAACUUGGUCAAUGUUCUGGUUUCAUUUGUGAUUGUUUUUUCGGUUGCACCUCACAGCCACCACCUCACUACUGCUGCUUUCAUCAUUAAACAUGUUAUAACUAAAUAAGACAUAAAUAAUGAAUUAAAAUCUCCCAAGAGGUGAAGAUUCAUUAUAUUUUUCUGAUUGUGCAUGCGUUCCAAAUUUUUGCAAGAUAAACCACACUGAAUAAUAUUAAACAUGAUAGGAGGAAGUUCUCUGCUUUGACGAUGUCCGUUCUAUUAUUUGGUGCAAGUGCAGUAAAGAUAAUUAGCCAGCAGAUGUCACUAUUUUGUUAGAAUCAAACAUGGAACAAUCUUUUUAUCAAGCUAACAGGUUAAUUUACCUUUUUAUACACAGUUUGUUUAUUGGUCACUAGUGGAAGACAGUUUGAGCUGAAGAGGCAGAAACUUUUCCAACUUCAUGUCACUUUAUACACAUGUGUAUUUGUGGGACUUCAGAUUCAGUGAACACUAUCACCAACAUCAUGAGGUCUCUCUAUAUUUGCUUUCUUUAACAGGAGGAUAGUAGUUUACAUUCAUCCGGAGGUCGGGUUAAGGGACACGCUGCUCCACAGAGUCACAGUGACUCUCAGUGUGUUUGGUAUGUCAGCAUUCAUCUGAGAUUUGAUGAGUCAGGCUCACUUCAGAUGUCUGUGUCUUUUUCUUUUUCUGUUUGGAUAAAACACAUUCGGCUCCCUAAUGUUAUUAAUGAAAAUAAAUAAAAUUCCUGUGA